Mandrillus leucophaeus (drill) is the source of this 3774-nucleotide messenger RNA. It is a transcript of the gene NFIX, whose product is annotated as nuclear factor I/X (CCAAT-binding transcription factor). NCBI's taxonomy places the organism in Eukaryota, Metazoa, Chordata, Mammalia, Primates, Cercopithecidae. Gene Ontology annotation, cellular component: nucleus. Gene Ontology annotation, biological process: regulation of transcription by RNA polymerase II. The transcript has 12 exons. Gene Ontology annotation, molecular function: RNA polymerase II cis-regulatory region sequence-specific DNA binding; DNA-binding transcription factor activity, RNA polymerase II-specific. The record is from RefSeq and is a predicted model, not a curated record. The coding region runs from base 561 to 2117 and encodes 518 amino acids.
UAUUAUUUAAACUUCAAACAAGCAAACAACCAAAAAAAAAAAAAAACCAAACAAAACCGAGAGAGCCCAUCCUUCUGUCACCUGACUGAGUGGGAAAGAGGGUGAAGGGGUUGUGGGAGGCUGGGGAAGGGGUCGCAAGAAGACCCAUGUAGCUUUUAACCCUAAUGUGGCCGAGACAAGCACCUUAUUUGUGCUAACAAGAAGUGUUUUGUUCAUUAUUACUGUGAUUAACAUUAGUAUUGGUGUCGAUAACAAAGCUGAAAUCACAUAUUUAGGAUUUAGGUCUGAUUAAAAAAUGCUGGGGUGGAUGUUCCAACUGGAUCAGGAGAAAAGAAAAUGAAAACAGCCUGGGGAGAGGGAAGCCUGAUCUGUUUCCUCACUCGCUUGCUCGUGGAUGUCAUUUUCUCUCUUCUUGGGGGCGGCCAAAAAUCGACCGGUGUCGGGGACCAGAGGCGGCCCCGCACGCCCCCGCGUGUGCGUCCACGGGCGUCUGUGCAGACGGACAUUGCGCCGGGGCGAGCUGACAGGAGUUCACGGCUGCGAUAGAACAUGGAGAUGUCAUGGGCGCGACAGAGCCUGGCGGGGAUACCAGCAGCGUGUGUGUGUGGACGGCAACGUUGUCUGUGCGCGUGUGUGAUGAGUUCCACCCGUUCAUCGAGGCACUGCUGCCUCACGUCCGCGCUUUCUCCUACACCUGGUUCAACCUGCAGGCGCGGAAGCGCAAGUACUUCAAGAAGCAUGAAAAGCGGAUGUCGAAGGACGAGGAGCGGGCGGUGAAGGACGAGCUGCUGGGCGAGAAGCCCGAGAUCAAGCAGAAGUGGGCAUCCCGGCUGCUGGCCAAGCUGCGCAAGGACAUCCGGCCCGAGUUCCGCGAGGACUUCGUGCUGACCAUCACGGGCAAGAAGCCCCCCUGCUGCGUGCUCUCCAACCCCGACCAGAAGGGCAAGAUCCGGCGGAUUGACUGCCUGCGCCAGGCUGACAAGGUGUGGCGGCUGGACCUGGUCAUGGUGAUUUUGUUUAAGGGGAUCCCCCUGGAAAGUACUGAUGGGGAGCGGCUCUACAAGUCGCCUCAGUGCUCGAACCCCGGCCUGUGCGUCCAGCCACAUCACAUUGGAGUCACAAUCAAAGAACUGGAUCUUUAUCUGGCUUACUUUGUCCACACUCCGGAAUCCGGACAAUCAGAUAGUUCAAACCAGCAAGGAGAUGCGGACAUCAAACCACUGCCCAACGGGCACUUAAGUUUCCAGGACUGUUUUGUGACUUCCGGGGUCUGGAAUGUGACGGAGCUGGUGAGAGUAUCACAGACUCCUGUUGCAACAGCAUCAGGGCCCAACUUCUCGCUGGCGGACCUGGAGAGUCCCAGCUACUACAACAUCAACCAGGUGACCCUGGGGCGGCGGUCCAUCACCUCCCCUCCUUCCACCAGCACCACCAAGCGCCCCAAGUCCAUCGAUGACAGCGAGAUGGAGAGCCCAGUCGACGACGUGUUCUAUCCCGGGACAGGCCGUUCCCCAGCAGCUGGCAGCAGCCAGUCUAGCGGGUGGCCCAACGAUGUGGAUGCAGGCCCGGCUUCUCUAAAGAAGUCAGGAAAGCUGGACUUCUGCAGUGCCCUCUCCUCUCAGGGCAGCUCCCCGCGCAUGGCUUUCACCCACCACCCGCUGCCUGUGCUUGCUGGAGUCAGACCAGGGAGCCCCCGGGCCACAGCGUCAGCCCUGCACUUCCCCUCCACGUCCAUCAUCCAGCAGUCGAGCCCGUAUUUCACGCACCCGACCAUCCGCUACCACCACCACCACGGGCAGGACUCACUGAAGGAGUUUGUGCAGUUUGUGUGCUCGGAUGGCUCGGGCCAGGCCACCGGACAGCCCAACGGUAGCGGCCAGGGCAAAGUCCCGGGGUCAUUUUUGCUACCGCCGCCGCCUCCAGUGGCCAGACCUGUGCCCCUUCCUAUGCCUGAUUCCAAAUCCACCAGCACUGCCCCAGACGGCGCCGCCUUGACUCCUCCAUCACCUUCAUUCGCAACGACAGGCGCCUCCUCUGCCAACCGGUUUGUCAGCAUCGGACCCCGGGACGGCAACUUUCUGAACAUCCCACAGCAGUCUCAGUCCUGGUUCCUCUGAUAAGAUCGACAAAAGAAACAACAAAAUGAAAAGAAGAGGUUCCUCGAAAGGGGGGAGAAGAAAUUUUGAGACAUGGAAAAAUCCCCUAGCCCAGCCCAGCCCCACCGAAAAGCAAAAAUUACACGUCGUCAGCCACUCAGCCCUUCUCUCCUCCAGCCCGGGGACCCCUGCGGGCCCCAGAAGCAGCCCAGUUCUCGGAGAGCCCUCGGAAGGGGUCUCGGUGGAGCUGUGCACCAGCAGCCAAGCAGAAAGAAACACGCGACAUGGACUCUGUCAAGUAGAGGACAGAAAGCAAGAAAGGAUGCAGAACUGCCUUCCUCCCCACCACCCCGCCCCGGCCUUCUGGGGAAGGAACAAAGUCCCCAAACAAAGCAACCAGCACAGUUCUGAAGGGGCCUGGCCUCCACCCUCACCCCUUCCUAGGGGAACCCCACCCUCCACAUGGUCGGAGCUGUCCUAGGGAGCCUGGAGGACCAGCUUGUAAAGAUGAUGGGGUUUAGAUCCCUCAGGCUCUGCCCUCCAGACUCCGCCCUUCCCUUCCUCCCUUCCUCCCUCCCUCCCUCCCUGCCAAGGCUCCAGCUUCUUCCCCCAGCUGUUCCAGACCAGGAGGGGGAGAGCAGCCUCCACUUACCCCUCCCCACCCUCGGGCUAAAAGCCUCCAGGCGGGCAGGGGGUGACCCCUGGAGCUAGUUGCGUGUCCCAGAAUGGAGGGUGUUCUGUCACCCCACCCUGAGCCUCAAGAGCAGUUCCUGGGGCCCUGGACCCCUCUGUACAGUCCGUAGGAGAAAGUCGGAAUGCUCUCGAUGGCCUUGUCCUAGCCUGGGACAGGCCCCCUCUCCCCUCUCUCUGCAGGCCAGGAGGGCCUCCUUCCUGCCACGAGGGAGGGGAGUCGGGCCCCAGGUCGCCCCCACCCCCAGCCCUGCAUGCAGGUGCCCUCGCUCCGCCCCAUCAGUCCCUGCCCCUGCCCCUCACGCAGACUGCCCUGCUGGGGCUGGGCCGGAGGGUGGAGCAGAAAGGGGACCCCGGAGCCAAGCGAGGAGGACCAGGCAGCCGCCGCUGCCGCCGCUAAGUCACCACCUGCGCUUAGGUAGGCGUCCUGCUCGCCGACUUUCAGUUCCUUGGGAGGGUGUUGGGUGUCGUCCUUUUCAAAAGUGUUUUGGAGCUUUCUGUGCCCCCCACUUUCCCCCUGCCCCCCCGUGGCCACUUUUCUCUGGAUUUUAGCUGUAAUGUCUUUACUCUUUAUUUAGGGGUGGGGCAUUCAUUGUUUGGGUCUUUUGCUGUUGGAAUGGGAACUCCUCCAUUUGAGCAACUUGGGAACAAUUUGGUAACACACCACAGGAAGUAGCUCUCCCCCCCAGCCCCCUCUUCCCUCAAGGAGGGUUGGGGGGCCUGUCCAGAGGGUCUUCAGAAGCCCCCCUGGGAGGGAGGGGAGGAUGAGCACGCCCAGCUCCCCUCCAGGGUGUGACUUGGCCCCUCUGGCUUGUCUUUCUGUGCCUUACUCCUUCCUCCUGCGUCUCCCAUCCCUGGCCCCUUCUCGAGUCCUUGUGCCUCUCUCUCUUUCUCUCUUUCUUCAUUGUAUGAAAACACAAAGCACAGGUCAGGAUCCUCUGAAAGAAAAUCCAACAUUGCACCACGUAGGGGUGGGUUAUGGGCUGUA